Molecule: messenger RNA, 5838 nt
Organism: Oryctolagus cuniculus (rabbit)
Lineage: Eukaryota; Metazoa; Chordata; Mammalia; Lagomorpha; Leporidae
Gene: ADAMTS3
Product: ADAM metallopeptidase with thrombospondin type 1 motif 3
Biological process (GO): extracellular matrix organization; proteolysis
Cellular component (GO): extracellular matrix
Molecular function (GO): metalloendopeptidase activity
Source: RefSeq, a predicted model, not a curated record
GAGCGGGGGGCCGGUCUCAGAGCUCACGUUUCCUUCUCACUGAAGCAAAGCACAGAAGAACAUUUUGUUUUUAUUCUGCCUUUUUUUCCUUCCUUUUUUUUUUUUUCCUUUUGAACUUAUUUUGGGGAGGGGUUUGCUCUGGGCAUCGCUCUGCCCAGCAGUUGCAAAGGGCACUCGACUCGUGAUGGUUCUCCUGUCACUUUGGUUGAUAGUAGCCGCUCUGGUAGAGGUUAGGACUUCGGCUGAUGGACAAGCUGGUAAUGAAGAAAUGGUGCAAAUAGAUUUACCAAUAAAGAGACAUAGAGAGUAUGAGCUGGUGACUCCAGUCAGCACAAACCUAGAAGGACACUAUCUCUCCCAUAUUCUUUCUGCAAAUCACAAAAAGAGGUCAACGAGGGAUGUGUCUUCCAACCCUGAGCAAUUGUUCUUUAACAUCACAGCAUUUGGAAGAGAUUUUCAUCUGCGACUGAAGCCCAACACUCAGCUGAUAGCUCCUGGAGCUCUCGUGGAAUGGCACGAGACACCUCUGGUGCCUGGGAAUACAACCGACCCCAUUAAUGACCACCAACCAGGAAGUGCUUCAGAAAGAAUCUGGAAAACAGAGCCUUUGCAUACUAACUGUGCUUAUGUUGGCGAUAUCAUGGAUGUUCCAGGAACCUCUGUUGCCAUUAGCAACUGUGAUGGUCUGGCUGGAAUGAUCAAAAGUGAUAAUGAAGAAUAUUUCAUUGAACCCUUGGAAAGAGGUAAGCAGAUGGAGGAAGAAAAAGGAAGGAUUCAUGUUGUCUACAAGAGAUCAGCAGUAGAACGGGCUCCCAUAGACAGGUCCACUGACUUCCACUACAGAGAGUCCGAUGUGGAAGGCCUUGAUGAUCUAGGUACAAUUUACAGCAGCAUUGACCAGCAGCUGAAUGAAACAAUGAGGCGCCGCAGACACGCAGGAGAAAACGAUUACAACAUCGAGGUGCUGCUGGGUGUGGAUGACUCUGUGGUCCGUUUCCAUGGCAAAGAGCACGUCCAAAACUACCUCCUCACCCUGAUGAACAUUGUGAAUGAAAUUUACCACGAUGAGUCCCUGGGAGUGCAUAUCAAUGUGGUGCUGGUGCGCAUGAUAAUGCUGGGCUAUGCAAAGUCCAUCAGCCUCAUAGAAAGGGGAAACCCAUCCAGGAGCUUGGAGAAUGUAUGUCGCUGGGCUUGCCAACAACAAAAAUCGGAUCCCAACCACUCUGAACACCAUGAUCAUGCAAUUUUCUUAACGAGGCAAGACUUUGGGCCAGCAGGAAUGCAAGGAUAUGCUCCAGUCACAGGCAUGUGUCAUCCAGUGAGAAGUUGUACCCUAAAUCAUGAGGAUGGGUUUUCAUCUGCCUUUGUAGUUGCCCAUGAAACUGGCCAUGUCUUGGGAAUGGAGCACGAUGGACAAGGCAACAGGUGUGGUGAUGAGACUGCUAUGGGCAGUGUCAUGGCUCCCUUGGUGCAGGCGGCCUUUCAUCGUUACCACUGGUCCCGAUGCAGUGGUCAAGAACUGAAAAGAUACAUCCACUCCUAUGACUGUCUCCUUGAUGACCCUUUUGAACAUGACUGGCCCAAACUCCCAGAACUUCCUGGAAUAAAUUAUUCUAUGGACGAGCAAUGUCGUUUUGAUUUUGGUGUUGGUUAUAAAAUGUGCACUGCGUUCCGAACCUUUGACCCAUGUAAACAGCUGUGGUGUAGCCAUCCUGAUAAUCCGUACUUCUGUAAGACUAAAAAGGGACCCCCGCUUGAUGGGACUGAAUGUUCUGCUGGAAAAUGGUGUUAUAAGGGUCAUUGCAUGUGGAAGAAUGCCAAUCAACAAAAGCAAGAUGGUAACUGGGGGUCAUGGACGAAAUUUGGCUCUUGUUCCCGGACAUGCGGAACUGGUGUUCGUUUCAGAACACGCCAGUGCAAUAAUCCCAUGCCCAUCAAUGGUGGUCAGGAUUGCCCUGGUGUUAAUUUUGAGUACCAGCUUUGUAAUACAGAAGAAUGCCAAAAACACUUUGAGGACUUUAGAGCACAGCAGUGCCAGCAGCGAAACUCCCACUUUGAAUACCAGAACAGCAGGCACCACUGGUUACCCUACGAGCACCCAGACUCCAAGAAAAGAUGCCACCUAUACUGUCAAUCCAAAGAGACUGGAGACGUUGCUUAUAUGAAACAGCUGGUGCAUGAUGGGACACGCUGUUCCUACAAAGAUCCAUACAGUAUAUGUGUGAGAGGAGAGUGUGUGAAAGUGGGCUGUGAUAAAGAAAUCGGUUCUAACAAGGUUGAGGAUAAGUGUGGUGUCUGUGGAGGAGACAACUCCCACUGCCGGACCGUGAAGGGGACAUUUACCAGAACUCCCAGGAAGCUUGGGUACCUUAAGAUGUUUGAUAUACCCCCUGGGGCUAGACAUGUGUUAAUCCAAGAAGACGAGGCUUCUCCUCAUAUUCUUGCUAUUAAGAGCCAGGCUACUGGCCACUAUAUUCUAAAUGGCAAAGGAGAGGAAGCCAAGUCACGCACCUUCAUCGACCUUGGCGUGGAGUGGGAUUAUAACAUUGAAGAUGACAUUGAAACUCUUCACACUGAUGGGCCCUUACGUGAUCCUGUGAUUGUUUUGAUUAUACCUCAGGAGAAUGAUACUCGCUCUAGCCUGACAUAUAAAUACAUCAUCCACGAAGACUCUGUACCUACAAUCAACAGCAACAAUGUCAUCCAGGAAGAAUUAGACACUUUUGAGUGGGCUUUGAAGAGCUGGUCUCAGUGUUCCAAACCCUGUGGUGGAGGUUUUCAGUAUACUAAAUAUGGAUGCCGCAGAAAAAGUGAUAAUAAAAUGGUGCAUCGAAGUUUCUGUGAAGCCAACAAAAAGCCAAAACCUAUCAGACGAAUGUGCAAUAUCCAAGAGUGCACACAUCCACUCUGGGUAGCGGAGGAGUGGGAACACUGCACCAAAACCUGCGGGAGUACUGGCUAUCAACUCCGCACCGUCCGCUGCCUGCAGCCGCUCCAGGAUGGCACCAACCGCUCAGUGCACAGCAAAUUUUGUGUGGGCGACCGUCCCGAGAGCCGCCGGCCCUGUAACAGAGUGCCCUGUCCAGCCCAGUGGAAGACGGGGCCCUGGAAUGAGUGCUCCGUCACCUGUGGGGAAGGGACAGAGGUGAGACAGGUGAUCUGCAGGGCCGCAGACCACUGCGACGGUGCGAAGCCCGAGUCGGUCAGAGCCUGUCAGCUGCCUCCCUGUAAUGAUGAGCCGUGCUUGGGAGACAAGUCCAUAUUCUGUCAAAUGGAGGUGCUGGCUCGGUACUGCUCUAUACCAGGCUACAACAAGUUAUGCUGUGAGUCAUGUAGCAAGCGCAGUAGCACCCUGCCCCCACCGUACCUUCUAGAAGCUGCUGAAACUCAAGAGGAUACUAUUCUUAGUCCUAGUGGCCUCCCUGGAUCUCUAGUGGUACCCACCUCCUUGGUUCCUUACUAUGCAGAGACCCCUGCUGAGAAGUCUUCCAUGGGAGGUCCAAACACACACACUGCUUUCAGGCCAAAUAGGAAACGUGAUGGUGCUAAAUUACACCAGAAGAGAGCUCAGCAAUCAGGAAGCGAAACGCUGAGGCCGGUCUCAGUACCGUCCUCUUCGCCCACCCAGAGCGGCCACCUCAGUUCAGCUUCUCAGUUGGCUGCUGCUCCCUUCCUUGCAGUCAGUAAUUCAAUAGGUGCUUCUUCUCAGACAAGAACCUCAAAGAAAGAUGAAAAGAUGAUUAAUAAGAGACAUCCAGUAAGAUCAUCCAACUUAGAGAGAUGAGAAAGUGACGCUAAGAAGCUAGAAGUCAGAGGGAAGCCUGGGCGACCUCCCUCUCCCCAUGGUGCAUACAGCUUGUUGAACGUGGAACUCUCCAUCGGUCAUCAACUCAGUUCAUCUCCAAAUAGAAGAACAAAAAGUGCUGGUUCACUUUGGAGUUGCUUUCAUCCUCCUUUUGUUCUGCAUUGACUUGUUUACUAGGAUUAAUUGGAAGAAAGCACCAAAGAUUAUAAGCGGAAGGAAAGUUGUGAAGUAUGUUGGUCACUCUCUGUAGCAGAAAAGGGACUGGAACCAUUUGUGCAUAUCAGCUGAUUUUUAUUUUAAAAAAAGUUAUGGUGAAAAUAAAGAGAUGCCAACAGUUUACAUUUUAACCAGAAAUUUUGAAAAUGGAGCAAAGAAUUCUUAGACUUGUAUUCCUAUUUAUCUAUAUUAGAAAUAUUGUAUGAGCAAAUUUGCAGCUGUUGUGUAAAUACUGUAUAUUGCAGAAAUCAGUAUUAUUUUAAGAGAUGUGUUCUCAAGUGAUUGUUUACUAUAUUACAUUUCUGGAUGUUCUAGGUGCCUGUCAUUGAGUAUUGCCUUAUUUGACAUUCCAUAGGUUGAUUUUCAAAGCAGAAGGUUAUGAAGAAGAGGUUAGAAUUAUAGCUACUUACAACACAAAGAAGUUCAUUGUAUGGUUUUGUUGAAUCAACAAUGUGAUACCCAAAUUAUAGUUUUUUAAAAAAAACUUCAGAUAUACAGAUAUCAGCUUAUCUGUUGCCUUCUAUCUUUAUAAUGAAAAGGGAUAAGCUUGUUAUCUUGGCAUACUAUUGGCCACAGAGAACAGUAAAUGAACCUGUUCAAGAUAAGAGAUGCCAUUGAGGUGUCCUAUGUUCUUGUGUUUUUAUUUUCCCAUUGUUGGCGCAUACAGAGAGUUUUACUCCACGUACUGUACUAAUCACCAAGGAAAGAUAUUUGGAAAUAACUUAUGUUGGUAGCUGCGAAAAGAAUCAUUGAACUAGAAUUGACACUCAAAUACAGUAGUGUUUUGGAAGGAGGUUCAAGAAAGCAUUUGUCAAGGGUUGAGAUAUUUAUUUUCUGCAUGGUUCAUAUCCAAAUGUUCACAACCACGAUGCAUCUGACUGCAAUCAUGUGCUAGUAAUUUAUGUCAGUGAUUAUCUUGCUCACAGUGAAGCCAGAAAUGCUCUCAACAGGGAGUAGAUGUAAAGUACUUGUAUAUAGAAUUCAGAACCUAAGCUAUUUAUUAAAAGUUGAUUUUUUUCUUGAUAGUAUUUUUAUGUACUAAAUAUUUACACCAAUAUCAAUGACAUAUUUUGGUAAACUAGAGAGACAGAAGGGAUGCAUGUUUUGUUCUGCUUCAAUUUCUCCUGUAUGAACAAAGUACCACAGCCUUCUCAAAGAGCUAAAAUUGAACAAAUUUGAGGUUAUGCAUUUUUGAAACAGUUGCUACAAAGUUGAUGAUUUGUUCCCCUUCAAGGAAAUAUAAAAUAUGACCUUAGCUGUCUAAUGAAAUAGUCGAUUAGAAAUUAUUUUUUAAGAAUGUGAAAGAGGUGAGUGCUGUCAACAUGACGUUUUUGAAAGGUCAGUACCAGAACUGUCAGAGAAAUGUUAUGCAGAGGAAGACAGAUCGGUUAGCUUUUCAAAGGACAGCAUGCUCAGGCUCUUGCAUUCUAACCCUUGUAAACUACCAGGCUGAGCUAUUGACUCCAUACCUCUAAGAAUCGCUGCUACUUUGUGCAAGACUUUUGAAGGUUGAACGAAUGAGGCAAAUUCCAGACAGUAAAAGAAUCCCUGAGCCCUAACUAGAAGUUCUUUUUUUUCCCUAAAAAAUUCCCAAGAAUGAAAUUCUCUCUGGUUUACAUGGGCAUGCGUUCAUCUGGUCCCAGGGGAAUGCUGAGAUGUCACACACACACACCUCCCAUUAAGAUGUGCAUAUUCAGUGUACUUCUCAUCUCUGAGCUUUCUUUUCUAAGCUACACAUUCCUUUUUAUCAACGUGUACACUACUGAUGCUGUUGUUGUAUUGGGAGCAUGUAGCAAUAAAAUCGUUAAUAGAUCUGG